UCCCAGUUUUCAUUAGCUUUGUUUGCUUCCAAAGAUUCUUGGAAAGUUUUGGAGUGUCCGUUUGCAGCUGUUUUUUCGGAGGUUGAUGCCAAUUUGGUCAAGACUAGUCAAUCUUGAGAUCUGUCAAUUGGUACACAAACAGAUGACCAUAAAGAAACACGGGUUCAUCCCAAGCGCUGCACCGGAAGAACUGAAGGCAGUUCUGAAAGCAGUGGCAUCCGAAUGGGGAGAUGAGAUAAAAGAUAUGGAAGAAUUUGAUGUGGUUCCACUGAAGGGAGCAAUGACUAACGAGGUUUAUCAGAUAAACUGGCCGACAACACACGGCGAUCUUCAUCAGAAAGUGUUGGUCCGAGUUUAUGGUGAAGGCGUGGAAGUGUUUUUCAAUAGGGAUGAUGAGAUUAGGACCUUUGAGUGCAUGUCCAAGCAUGGUCAAGGACCUAAGCUUCUUGGUCGAUUUCCAGAUGGAAGGAUUGAGGAGUUCAUUCAUGCCAGGACACUAUCUGCCGCAGACCUCCGUGACCCUGAAAUAUCUUCCCUUGUAGCAGCUAAAUUGAGAGAGUUCCACAAUCUUGACAUGCCUGGUCCUAAGGAUGUACUUCUUUGGAAGCGAUUGAGGACCUGGCUUGGUCAGGCAAAGAAAUUGUAUUCUCCGGAAGCUGCAAAAGAAUUCGGCUUGGAUGCUCUGGGAGAUGAAAUCAGCACCCUGGAGAAAGAGUUAUCGCAGGGCAAUCAGGAAAUUGGGUUUUGUCACAAUGAUUUGCAGUACGGUAACAUAAUGAUGGAUGAAGAAACAAGAGCAAUCACCCUAAUCGACUAUGAGUAUGCAAGUUACAAUCCUGUUGCUUAUGAUCUUGCAAAUCACUUCUGUGAAAUGGCAGCAAAUUAUCAUUCUGACACGCCCCAUAUUCUGGACUACACCUUAUACCCUGAUACAGAGGAGCGCCGAAAAUUCAUCCGUGCAUAUAUAGCAUCUCCAGGGAAUGAAUCUAGUGAUGCUGAAGUGGAACAACUACUUGCCGCUGCAAAGAAAUAUACUCUUGCUAACCAUCUGUUCUGGGGCUUAUGGGGAAUUAUCUCGGGUCGUGUGAACAAAAUAGAGUUUGACUAUCUGGAGUAUGCAAGACAGAGGUUUAAGCAAUACUGGUUGCAGAAAGCCCUUGCUCUCGAGUCCCUGAGUUUGUGAGGCCAGCCAAGGCAUUGCCCCCAUCCCAUGUUAACAAAUAACAGAUAUAGAUUUACAAAAUACACGUAGAAUAAACCUAGCUUGUUGAUAGGUG
This is a messenger RNA of Hibiscus syriacus, 1277 nucleotides long. RefSeq names its product probable choline kinase 1. NCBI's taxonomy places the organism in Eukaryota, Viridiplantae, Streptophyta, Magnoliopsida, Malvales, Malvaceae. The transcript is spliced from 8 exons. Gene Ontology annotation, biological process: phosphatidylethanolamine biosynthetic process; phosphatidylcholine biosynthetic process. Gene Ontology annotation, cellular component: cytoplasm. The record is from RefSeq and is a predicted model, not a curated record. Gene Ontology annotation, molecular function: choline kinase activity; ethanolamine kinase activity. The coding region runs from base 86 to 1183 and encodes 365 amino acids.